Nasonia vitripennis (jewel wasp) is the source of this 978-nucleotide messenger RNA. Its product is annotated as putative protein TPRXL. The transcript has 5 exons. The record is from RefSeq and is a predicted model, not a curated record. NCBI's taxonomy places the organism in Eukaryota, Metazoa, Arthropoda, Insecta, Hymenoptera, Pteromalidae. Bases 1 to 978 code for a protein of 325 amino acids.
AUGUCACCGAAGAAGCUAAAUUCACCAAUGCAGCCUUCUCGAAGCCGACGGAGUCUGCAGGUCGCCCAGAAGCGUAUACGUUGGCUGGUCGCCAACGCACCAACUCUCCUAACAAUGCUCGACUACGUCUCCUGGGCAAUGGACGUGGUCGAAACACUGCCACAACCACCAAAUGCUGCUUUGCAGCAAUUAGCAUCGCGACGAUCUCCGACGGCUGACCUGCCACGACGAUCUCCGGCGGCUAACCUGCCACGACGAUCCCCGGUGGCUGACCUACCACAACGAUCCCCGGUGGCUGACCAGCCUCGACGAUCCUCGACGGCUGAGCAGCCGCAGAGAUCUUCGACGGCUGAGCAUCCUCGACGAUCCUCGGCGGCUGACCCGACGCAGCGAUCUCCGACGGCUGACCCGCCACGGCGAUCCCCAAUGGCUGAGCAGCCUCAGAGAUCUUCGACGGCUGAGCAUCCUCGACGAUCCUCGGCGGCUAAUCCGGCGCAGCGAUCCCCAAUGGCUGAGCAGCCUCGGCGAUCUUUGACGGCUGAGCAGCCUCGACAAUCUUCGGUGACCCGAAGAAGACGGUCUCGGUCGAGCUCAAGUUCUAGCUCGAGUUCGAGCUCGAGUUCGAGCUCUAGUUUGAGCUCUAGUUCGAGCUCCAGCUCUAGCGGAACAUGUACAUCUGUUAAAAGUAUACGCGAUCUCAAGCCGAUUCCUAAGAUCGCGUCCUCGAAUAUGAAGAGAAAAGUAAAUGAUCAAAAAGGCAACGAGCAGAAGAAGAAAAAGGUAGGAGAGAGAGAGACGUCACCAAAACCAGGAACAUCUACAAUGACUUCAGAGGUUACGAGACCAGUACCGAGACGUGGUAUUUUGCAAUUAAAAAGGACUGAUAGUAAACAGCAGCAGCAACAACAGCAACAGCAGCAGCAACAACAGCAGCAGCAACAGCAGCAGCAACAGCAGCAGCCACAUGUAAAUAAAUAA